UGUGGAUGGUGGGGGAGGGCCCAAGCCUGGGCCAGCCCCUGAGGGGCUGGAUUCUGGCCACUAACUGUCUACUCAUCCAUAUAACCCUUUCCACCUCCAGAGUCCAAGGGUCCAUGUGUCGAGCAGGGUGAGCUGUCCUAGGCACUACAGAGGGACCUCGGGCGGGUGGGCAGCAUGGGCUUUGAGGAGCUGCUGGAGAAGGUAGGUGGCUUCGGGCCCUUCCAGCUGUGCAAUAUGGCACUAAUGAUGGCACUGCCUCGAGUGCUGCUCCCUAUGCAUUUUUUCCUGCCCAUCUUCAUGGCUGUUGUGCCUGCCCAUCACUGUGCCCUGCCUGGUGCCCCUGCCAACCUCAGUCAUCCGGGCUUGUGGCUGGAGACCCAUCUACCCCGGGAGAUUGACGGCACCUUCAGCUCCUGCCUCCGCUUUGCCCAUCCCCAGGUUCUCCCCAAUACCACCUUGGGGACAGAGGCACCCAGCCCUGGAGAGCCUGAGGGUGACCCCUCCACAGUGGCCUGUUCUCAGGGUUGGGAGUACGACCGCUCAGAAUUCUCCUCCACCAUUGCAACUGAGUGGGAUCUGGUGCGCCAGCAGAGAGGACUGAACAAAACCACAUCCACUUGCUUCUUCGUCUGUGUGCUGGCGGGGGCUGUGCUGUAUGGAUGCUUGUCUGACAGUUUUGGCUGGCAUCGGCUUCUGCUCGUGGCCUAUGUGAGCUCCCUGGUGCUGGGCCUGGCAUCCGCAGCCUCAGCCAACUACAUCAUGUUUGUUAUCACCAGCACCCUCACUGGCUCUGCCCUGGCUGGUUUCACCAUCAUUGUGCUGCCACUGGAGCUGGAGUGGCUGGAUGUGGAGCACCGCACUGUGGCUGGGGUCAUCAGCACCAUCUUCUGGACAGUGGGGGCGCUGCUGCUGGCACUGGUUGGGUACCUGAUCCGGAGCUGGCGGUGGCUUCUGCUAGCUGUCACCCUGCCCUGUGUCCCAGGCAUCAUCAGCAUCUGGUGGGUACCUGAGUCCCCGCGGUAGCUUCUAACCCAGGUAGAAGCAAAAACAUACUUGUUCCACUGUGCCAGGCUCAAUGGGCAGCCUAUAGGCGAGGACAGCCUGAGCCAGGAGGCCCUGAACAGAGUAGUCACCAUGGAACAGGUGUUGCGAAGACCGUCAUACCUGGACCUGUUCCAAACGAGCCAGCUCCGACACAUCUCCCUGUGCUUCAUGGUGCUGUGGUUUGGAGUGAACUUUUCCUACUAUGGCGUGACGCUGGACUUGUCCGGGCUGGGGCUGACCGUGUACCAGACUCAGCUGCUGUUAGGGGCUGUGGAGCUACCCUCCAAAAUCGCCGUCUACUUCCUGGUGCGUCACGUGGGCCGCCGCCUCACGGAGACUGGGAUGCUGCUGUGUACAGCUCUGACCUUUGGCCUCAGCCUGCUGGUGUCCCCAGGGACCAAGACCUCCACCACUGCUCUGGUAGUGAUGGCAAAAGCUUUCUCUGAAGCUGCCUUCACCACAGCCUACCUGUUCACGUCCGAGUUGUAUCCUACUGUGCUCAGGUGAACAGGAUUGGGACUUGCUGCGUUCAUGGGCCGGCUCAGGGCCUCUUUGGCCCCACUGGCGGUCUUGCUGGAUGUAUGGCUCUCGCUGCCCAAACUUGCUUACGGAGGGAUUGCCCUCCUGGCUGCCUGCAUUGCGCUCCUGCUCCCUGAGACAAAGAAGGCACAGCUGCCAGAGACCAUCCAGGAAGUAGAAAAAAAAGAGGACUAG
This is a messenger RNA of Meriones unguiculatus (Mongolian gerbil), 1758 nucleotides long. It is a transcript of the gene Slc22a7, whose product is annotated as solute carrier family 22 member 7. The record is from RefSeq and is a predicted model, not a curated record. Gene Ontology annotation, molecular function: transmembrane transporter activity. NCBI's taxonomy places the organism in Eukaryota, Metazoa, Chordata, Mammalia, Rodentia, Muridae. Gene Ontology annotation, biological process: transmembrane transport.